Molecule: messenger RNA, 537 nt
Organism: Penicillium arizonense
Lineage: Eukaryota; Fungi; Ascomycota; Eurotiomycetes; Eurotiales; Aspergillaceae
Exons: 2
Coding region: 1-537 (178 amino acids)
Source: RefSeq, a predicted model, not a curated record
AUGGGCUUGUCGCCUGUUAAGGCGCUUCUGGUGCAAAUCCUGAAGCUUGGAAAGGAGACUUCACGUACUUUGGUCUAUAUGAUUGAUGAUCAGAAGUUGCAGAGCAUAUACCUGGAAGCCUUCCGAGAAACCGGUGGCAAGCUCCUGCCUUGGCACGGCCUGGUUGAUCAGGAAAUUUACGUUCAAGUCUCACAGAGUUACUAUAACCGCGUUGAAGGCAAAGAUGCAAACGUGCGGGACUUCUACCGGGUCUUUGAGGUUUCCGGGGUGGCUCACUGUGGAGGUGGCAAUGGACUGAUCCCAGGAACCCCCUCUCAGUCCUGGUCUGCUCGGUUGAACGAAGUUUUGCUCCAGAUUAUCUGCCAUCUGCAACUGCAGAUGGCAAGCAACGGCGAAAUCUUUGUCCAAACACGCUUGUCCUCUCAUAUACUGGUGGUGAUCAUACGAAGGAGUCCUUCAAAUGCGACACCUCUUACACUUGAAGGCACGCGGUCAUUCAAUUGGCAAGUGAGAUCCAGCGUUUUCUGCGGGGCCUAG